GUCUGGUUAGCCUGAUGUUUGUCUCGUUGGUCUGCUGUCUGGGUAGCCUGCUGUGUGGUUGUAUCGUCUGCUUUCUGUUUGGUUCGUUUUCUUUGGCUUUAAAGUCUGCUGUUUAUCUGGGUGAACGCUUGUCUUUCUCGUUAUUCUGCUGUGCGGCUGUACAUUCUGCUGUUUGAUUAGCCUGCUGUUUAGUUUGUAUGCUGUAUGGCUGCAUAGCCUGUUUGUAUAGCCUGCUGUCUGUUGUCUGCUGUCUGGUUAUUAUGUUUUGUGACUGGCACGUUUGGAUAGGAUCCGUGACUGUAGGGCACAAAGUAAGUUGGCGCACGCUGGUACAGUGUGAGUGUGUACAUAGAAUGUUAACGCGGGCCGCGCUGCUGCUUGACAUGCGUGUCACAUGGUGGGAUAUGCCGAAUGGUGAUGACUCAUUUAGGCCGUCUGGGUCCCGUCUCAAUCCCGCCCAUUGUCUGCGUGCAUACACGCACACGCACGCUUGCACGGCAACACGGAAUCUCACACUGCUACUGGCGACGGCAGCGCCUUCAUACCCAACUUUGCCUGCGUCCUCCGUGCAGUCUGGCGGGCGGUCCUCUCCCCUGCCUCCGCGAGCCGUUCAGUGCGCGACUGCCGCGGCCGUGCGAUGUUGGGAAGGAGCCGUUACGGCUCAGGAGGCGCCUAGGGGAGUUUCUGCGAGGCCACGUUCGCUCGCUUCCCACCGGCGCUUUUGAAACGGUGUCGUGGUGCGUGAGGGCGGCGGGGCCGUGGCGUAGUGAAGCUGCCAUGGCGUCCAGCGUGCAACUGGAGGUACCGGAUUUUGGCAGUGCCGUCUUGUGCAGCCUCAACGAGCAGCGCAUGCAGGGCCUCUACUGUGACGUGACGGUGCGUGCCCGCGGACAGGAUUUCCGCGCGCACCGCGCCGUGCUGGCCGCCAGCAGCGCCUACUUCCGCGACAUAUUCGCUAGCACAGCAAACGCAGAGGACGGCUCGGAGGGGCCCCUACAGGUGGAACUGCCUCCUGCGAUCCAGCCAUGCUCGUUCCAGCAGGUGCUCACCUUCUGCUACACGGGGCGGCUCAGCCUCCCGGCGUGCGAACAGUUCCUGGUGAUGUACACGGCCGGCUUCCUGCAGAUCCGUGGCAUCGUCGAGCGGGGCGCUGAGCUCGCGAUGGCUGCCAAAGUGAGCUCCCCACGCUGCGACUCACAGACGGCUCCACAGCCGGAGGACGGCCUCUCGGAGUCGGAGAGUUCUGCGGCGGAGACCACCUCGCAGGGCGCCCCACACCUCUACCGCCUCACCCACCAGCCCUCCCCGCCGGGGCAGGGCCCAGGGCAGGGGCAGGGCCAGGGCCCUGGGCAGGGCCACGGGCGACAUGUGCAGGGCCCGGGGAGGGAUGGGACCACUCCGCCGGGGGCGGCCUAUCAGCAACACCCGAAUCGGCACUCCCCACCUGGGCAGACGCAUGCGUCGCGCGCGCACGCAGGGCAGUCGAGCCCUGCGCACGCGUUGGCCGGACAGCAGGGCUCGGGCAACCGGCUACAUGGGUUGCUACCGCGCGUGAAAUUAGAGGGCGGAGGAGACGCGCAGCAGGCGGUGAUUCAGUGCGUGCCAACGCACAAGCGGCUGUACGAGGGCCCUGGGGUGCAAGGCAACGUGGCCAGCAAGGCCCAGCGCAACAGCCAUGGCGGGGCCACAGCGUCUGGUUAUGCAGGGCGCGGCGACCAGGACAGCCCUGGUGCCGGCAGCUGCCUGCAGGGUCGGGACAGCCCAGCAGGGGCAGGGGGCAGUGCCUUUGGGCUAGAGGAGGGGGAGGGGGAGGAGGAAGGAGACGGGGAGGUGGGGGACGAGGAGGAGGGAGAAGAGGAGCCUUACGAAGAGGGUGGCGACGAAUACUACGGCCACGUGUACAGCAUGAUGUCAGCUGCCUAUCACUCGGUUUGUGAGCGUGUAGAGUCUCUUCCCACGGCCCGUGGCUCGCGCUGCGAGCUGUCUGCCCUGCCUCCCGACCUACUCACACAGAUUGGUCAGCGUUGCCACCCUCAUCUCUACUCCGAGGGAGACCCUGGGGAGAAGCUUGAGCUGGUAUCAGGAACGGGCGUCUACAUCACGCGGGGGCAGCUCAUGAACUGUCACUUGUGUGCCGGCGUGCGGCACAAGGUGCUGCUGCGCCGUCUGCUUGCAGCAUUCUUUGACCGAACCACUCUGGCAAACAGCUGUGGCACUGGGAUUCGCUCUUCCACGAACGAUCCAACGCGCAAGCCGCUGGACAGCCGUGUCCUCAAUGCUGUUAAACUUUACUGCCAGAAGUUCGCCCCCAACUUCCGCGAGAGCGAGAUGAACGUGAUCGCGGCCGACAUGUGCACCAACGCGCGCCGGGUGCGCAAGCGCUGGCUGCACUCAGCGCUGCCUGACAGAGACAUCAUGUACCACGGCCUCCUGCCCGACCUGCAGGGCUGCUACGAGGGCCCGGAUGGGGAGGCCGAGCCGCCGGACCAGGGUGGCUCAGGGGGGGCCCUGCACUCGGAGCACGCAGCAGUGGUUGGGGGGGGCGGCCUCCCUGACCACGCGUCGUCAUACGACGGCUCCGACCCGGCCGUGCACUCGUACGAGAGCUCGGGGGACGAGGCCAGGGGGAACUUGACGAGCGGCUAUGAGGGACAGCACUGAGAGGGGCGGCGGUGCUGGGGAGGAGGGGGGCAUCCUCUUCCCCCCCCACCCCCCUGUGCAGCAAUGCCGCGAGAGGCCUGCGCAGGGUAGGCAACGCUUUUUACGUAGAUUUUUUUGUGAUUUUAGGUGGGGGCCGUGUAAACAGCACGUGGACGGUGCGAGCGAGAGAUCGUGUGAGCAAAAUAAGAACUCGUCCGGCAUCGAGACUGUUAGUGUGUACGUUGUAGUGUGCGUGUGCUUUAGGAUCGGUUGACAUCGUGAGAGAGUCUCGACGGCGGUACAGGUCUGUUCAGAGUUUUUGAAGAAGCACAUGGACACGUGUGAGCCACGCGGCAAGAAUGUCACCGGCCGCGCAGCCUCUGAAACUAGGACCUUUUAAUGAGUGGAAGAAAGUGGAGAUUGGUCGGCCUUCCAGGACAAGGAGUUGUCUUGCUUCUUUCUGUUUCCAUAUCACCACAUCGGGGCUUAUGUGCAAAAACAGAAUCCCAAGUCUUUUGUCAGGAGCGUGGCUUUUAUAUGAUGCAAGUGGUAAAUUGCACUGCUAAGAGGUUUAGAUUUAAGAAAAACCUUUGACGACCAAAUUGGCAUCGCAGGGGAAGCAAUGUGACGGUGCCCAACAACCCAAACGUGCUUGGCGACUCCAUGAGGCGCCUGCCGGUGGCUGUGUUGUGCUGCCUUGAGUGGUUCUAAAGUAGACGCCGCUCGCUCUGGGAGUUGCUGCUUUGACUCCAGACAGCAGAAGUGACUGCGCUGCGUUACAAGUUACGCCGUCAAAAAACCCAGCGGUGGCAAACUUUUGUGUAUUUUGAUUUAGUAGCAUCUGUAAGACAGGCAGAAUUUUAUACACUAAUUUAUUUUCACAACUACUAAUUUGCAUUAUUAAAACAUUUUGUAAAUAAAUUAAGACAUACAACAGUAAA
Petromyzon marinus (sea lamprey) is the source of this 3581-nucleotide messenger RNA. RefSeq names its product nucleus accumbens-associated protein 1-like. The record is from RefSeq and is a predicted model, not a curated record. Gene Ontology annotation, molecular function: RNA polymerase II cis-regulatory region sequence-specific DNA binding; protein binding; DNA-binding transcription factor activity, RNA polymerase II-specific. Gene Ontology annotation, biological process: regulation of transcription by RNA polymerase II. Lineage: Eukaryota; Metazoa; Chordata; Hyperoartia; Petromyzontiformes; Petromyzontidae.